Humulus lupulus (European hop) is the source of this 535-nucleotide messenger RNA. RefSeq names its product 7-dehydrocholesterol reductase-like. Gene Ontology annotation, biological process: brassinosteroid biosynthetic process; sterol biosynthetic process. NCBI's taxonomy places the organism in Eukaryota, Viridiplantae, Streptophyta, Magnoliopsida, Rosales, Cannabaceae. Gene Ontology annotation, molecular function: oxidoreductase activity, acting on the CH-CH group of donors, NAD or NADP as acceptor. The transcript has 4 exons. Gene Ontology annotation, cellular component: endoplasmic reticulum membrane. The coding region runs from base 59 to 355 and encodes 98 amino acids. The record is from RefSeq and is a predicted model, not a curated record.
UUUUUAUAUUUGCUGGGAAUGCCUUGUAUGGGUGCCUUCUAUAUAUACUUCUCCUGGCAUGUACCUGGUCAAUCAUCCCGUACACCUUGGAACUCAGUUGGCACUCUACAUCCUAGUAGCAGGCAUUCUUUGCAUAUACAUCAACUACGACUGUGAUAGGCAAAGGCAAGAGUUUCGCAGAACAAAUGGCAAAGCUUUGGUUUGGGGUAAAGCUCCAUCAAAGAUAACUGCCACUUACACUACCACAACUGGGGAAACAAAAAGCAGCAUUCUUUUAACUUCGGGAUGGUAUGGAAAAUACUGGAAAUCGUACUGCGAGAAGGUUCGGUACAGGGUCAUCCCCGGAAUUUACUGAGAAAAUGUUGCACAAGUGUUUGUUCUAUGUUGAGAAUGGCAUGUAUAUUCAGCCUUUCCAAAUUAAAUGAUGGCAGGCUGGUAUCAUGUUGUUGUUAUUGUUGUUUUUGUAAUGGUCAACUUUAUGGAUGUUGUAUUUCUCUCAUCUUCAAUGACCAAAAACUUUUCUUGUUUAGGAAAA